Molecule: messenger RNA, 375 nt
Organism: Triticum turgidum subsp. durum (durum wheat)
Lineage: Eukaryota; Viridiplantae; Streptophyta; Magnoliopsida; Poales; Poaceae
Source: the annotation of a GenBank genome assembly
AUGGUGGCCGUGGCGGUGCUUGUUCCCUGGCUAGCAUGGCUCCUCGUCUCCUUGCUCUCCCUCUACCUCCUCAACCUCCUCAACCACGCGCGCUCCGGCCUCCCGCCGGGGCCGCGCCCGCUGCCGCUCAUCGGCAGCCUCCACCUCCUCGGCGACAGGCCACACCGCUCCCUGGCCCGCCUGGCCAGGACCCACGGCGCCCCGCUCAUGUCCCUCCGCCUCGGCGCGGUCACCACGGUGGUCGCCUCCUCUCCCGCCAUGGCCCGUGAGUUCCUGCAGCGGCACGACGCCACGUUCGCCACCCGGUCCGUUCCCGACGCCACCGGCAUGCACGCGGCGGGCUCCGUCCCCUGGCUGCCCCCGGCGCCGCGGUAG